AUGUGGUCACGUACGAUACUCACAUUUUUGAUCGCUCCCCUUGUUACAUCAGAGGAAAAACGCGUGACCUUCAGAGACUACAAUGCGUAUGCAGAUCGUGGAGGGUAUUACUUUCGCCAAACUAAUCUCAUAGUUUAUAUGCCUGACAUUGUACAGGACAUGAUAAAGCCAGCAGUGUAUCGCCAUGUAGCACUUGACCGCAACGGCAGCCUUCCAGGACCCCAAGACAGUCAUGGCAUGGAAGCAGACCACAUCACAGCCCUGGCCCGGCUCUUAGGUCAAACGACCGAUUCUGGUCUUCCUAAAGCUUCCUGGGUUCGCUCAUUCAGUGUUCAAAAACAUUCCGCGAAAUACUGGAAAUCCAAGGAAUUACGGAAGAAGGCAUUGUCCGACCUAGUCUUCCAUAUGAAAAACCUUCGCGAAUUCUGUUGCCGCUUCGUCCUCAACUAUCCCACUAUGGCAUCCAUUGCACGUUCGCACGGAUCACAGCUUACAAAAAUGGUUAUGCAUCUCGGUGGGGACAUCCAUACAUCAGAACGCCUUCUACUCUUGAACCACUUUACGGCUCUGACAGAACUUCGCCUUAGCGUUUCCGACUCGUAUUCGAUUGAGAUCGAACCACUUGACUUGCCGAAUUUACGUUCACUCGAAUUGGUCACGGAACCGGCUACUGGCAAAUUAUUGGCUUGGCUCACCCACUGGAAUAUGCCCGUUCUUUCAGCUUUUGCUUACUUGAAACCACCUGAUCGCUAUUCGUAUGGAAUGCGCCACAAGCGUCUUCUGGCAGCUUUCAUGGCAAGACAUGGCGCUGGUUUGAAAACAGUAACCACUGACUGCAUUGCUCCAAAACUCACAGUUUUUCCCUAUACACCUUCGUUGGACAUAUAUAAGCAAUGUGCUAUACCGGAAGUCAUUGAAGGCCUUCCCAUAUCAGUGACGCAAAUUUUUACCUGCGAGUUUGGUCAGAACCUAGGUUAUCAGGUGCUGAGACUGGAGUGCCUAUUCCAGACAGUGCAAUCGCUGCCACCAGAACGCAGUCUGCAUACAAUCCGCAUGGUUUCGAGAGAUAAGUAUCUCGGUGGAUCGCCGUUUCUCUGGCGGGAAAAAAUGAAAUGGGCAGACACGAGAAGAAUCAAUACUUGGAAAGAUUUCAACAAGUAUGCAAAAGGACUGCUGGAGCUGGGUGUUUCAAUGUUAGAUGAGCAGAAUGUCGUUCUUACGGACGUCCUAGAGGAGAUGAAGCGAUCACAAGAGUCAAUCUGCAUGGAGGUCCUAGAGGGCGCGAUUGAUGCAUUGCUGGAAUCAGCAGAAGAAUAG
This is a messenger RNA of Alternaria arborescens, 1317 nucleotides long. RefSeq lists its product as hypothetical. The record is from RefSeq and is a predicted model, not a curated record. The coding region runs from base 1 to 1317 and encodes 438 amino acids. NCBI's taxonomy places the organism in Eukaryota, Fungi, Ascomycota, Dothideomycetes, Pleosporales, Pleosporaceae. The transcript has a single exon.